This is a messenger RNA of Tricharina praecox, 953 nucleotides long. RefSeq lists its product as uncharacterized. The record is from RefSeq and is a predicted model, not a curated record. The transcript has a single exon. NCBI's taxonomy places the organism in Eukaryota, Fungi, Ascomycota, Pezizomycetes, Pezizales, Pyronemataceae. The coding region runs from base 146 to 709 and encodes 187 amino acids.
UCGGGGACAUCCUCUCUUCCAUGGCCACAUGUAUGCAACGCGCUGCAUCGUGUAUAUGUAUGCAAACCGCCGGUCCAUGCAACGGACGGAUGGGUAGGAUGUAUCGACCUACUCGAUUACAGUAGAGUAAGUGGAUGCGUUGUUGAUGGAUGCUGAUGAUGAUGAGGAUCCCCACGAGCCCGCGGACAUGUGUUGCGUCCCUAUCUAUCAUAUCUGUCUCGUACCUGCUGUCCCUCCCUCCAUCGUCUCCCAGGUACAAACCUACCUAGCGAGUCAUGUAUCCGCUGUACCUGACUGCUGUCGGAGGAGCCAUCUCUUUGUCGGCGUCGGAGGACGAAUCGCUUUCGCCACCCACCGGCGGCCAAUCAGUCUCUUCCAUCUGUUAUUGAACGGAACUCUCUCUUCUCUCUUUCUCUCUCCCUCUCUCUCGCUGUCUCCAUUCUGCUCCCCCCAGCCAGACCCAACCCACCCGCUUGCGUCAUUCAGCAAGGAUCACACAUCGCACAUCACCCACACCUCCGUCUCUGUCUCUGUCGCUCUUUUUUUUUCUUUGCUUUCUUUGCUUUCUUUCCUUUCUUCUUUCCUUCCCUCCCUCGCUGGGGUGGAAGGGGGGGAUCGGAAACGCGAAUCACCCCCCAAACCCAUCCCCUACCCUUGCGCCCGAUCGUGGUGCUGGGAGCUGGGGGACCCUGCAAGAUCCGCUGAAUGAGGUUGCGCGACGGGGGGGAACGGCUAGCCGCUCCCAGCGCUAGCGCUGGCGCGACACGGCCACGACCCACGAGCACGACCACGAGCACGACCACGACCACGGCCACGGACAAGGACAAGGACACGGCCGCCACGGCCAUGAACGAUCUGGCCUGAAGGGGGGAAGGGGAGACGGACGGAGACGGGGAUGGAGACGGACGGGGAUGCUGUGUGUCGCGUGCAUGGUGUAUCCUACUAAAGUAGGG